ACAUCAAGAUGAUUCAGUUUUUUAUUUUUGUAAGGAUGUUCAAGUUUUUAUGGAAUUAUGCAACAUAAAUUAACACAAUAGUAUUUUUAUUAAUGGCCUUUUAAAUAAUUAUUUUAUCAAAAAAUGUAUAAAAAUCGAAAAGUAUUAAAAAUGGAAUAGCAUUAUUUGUUACAAAUUACAAGACUAAUCUAAAAACCGAAGAAGACCUCAUUUUGCGAUCUAUAUAAUGACGUGAGAAACUGUGAACAAACAGCUGUAAAAAUGGUGUACAACAUUCCACCUAGUUUUGAUUUCAAUUUUUGGAAUCAAAACAGUGAUUCUGUCGUCGAAGUAACGUGCCUCAUGCCCAAUAGUGUUUCCAUACCUCUUACGGUAUCUAAGAGUACUUCUUUGCACGAGCUGAAAGAGGAACUUUGGGAAGAGGCCGUCAAAUACCCGUUGCACGGUAUGUUGCACGAUUCGAGCAGCUAUAGUAUAAUCUAUGUAAACGCAAUGGCCCAACGUGUAACACUAGUUGAUGAGAACAAGAGACUGUGUGAUGUUCAACCAUUUUUAGCUGUGCUUAGUAUUGUAGAACGUCAAGAAGACAAAGCCGAUAAUGUACUUAAUGCUCAAAUCAGCAAUUUAAUUGGAAAAGGCUUAAUGGAAUUUGACUCUUUGAAAAGUUCCGAAGUAAAUCAGUUUCGUGGAAAAAUGAAAGCACUAGCCGAUCAAAUGCAAGCUGAUCGUCGGAGACAAAGUUGGUUAGAACGACUUCUAUAUCAAUUUGCACCGCGUUUAGCCGCUUCUACGUUAUCGUCAAAUGUCUUACCUGCAACAGUUACUAGAAGACUGAGAGACGAUAACUUUUCAGUUGUUGUGAAAUUUGAUAACACCGAGACGACAUUUACUUUUAAUGUUGGUCUUACUACAACUCCGGAUCAAUUAAUGAUGCAAAUUAUCAAUAAGCGUGCUAUGACGUUAAAAACGAGAAAUGAAAAGUGUUCAGACUUCACAUUAAAAGUGUGUGGGCGAGAGGAAUAUAUUGUCGGACCGCAUCCUUUAAUCGAUUUUGCAUAUGUCCAAGAUAGUCUUUCUCAAGAUCUCAACCCUAUUUUAGUAGCUGCUUCCAAGUAUAAUGUUCCAGUUCCAGAAGAAGUAUGUGUCGACCAGACUGACAUGACAGAGCAAAACAAAACUAGAACUACGUUGACGUUACGCAAAAAAACAAAACACAAACUAUCUUUUGACAUAGAAGAAAAAUUCAAAUUUAAAGUCAACUAUAUAAGCAAAUUAAACUGUGAUGUUACUAGAACCGUAGAAGUAGGAAUUGAAGCAGCAUUAUUUCACGGCGGCAAAGCUCUGUGUGAAUGUGUAAGAACGUCUGAAAAAGUUGUCAACAAUGGCGACUGUACGUGGGAUGAAGAACUAGUGUUUGACAUGACAGUUGCCGACAUACCGCGCAUGGCUCGUUUAUGCCUAGUAGUAUAUGAAGUGUCCAAGACAUCUAAAGGGCUCAGAACGAGGAGAAUAAAAGAAUCAAAACAAGAAAUGUUUGUGACGCCAAUGGACUGGGUCAAUACUACGGUCUACGAUUUUAAAAACCAAUUAAAAAGCGGAUCAAUUACUUUAUACAUGUGGACUUAUGCAGACGACAUGCAAAACGAAGACCUGUUACAUCCACUCGGUACUGUAGUGUCCAAUCCCAAUAUCGAACAAACGACUGCACUUACUAUAACGUUUCAUAGUUACCAACCACCAGACCACAUGGUCGUAUAUCCUGGCCUGGAAAAAUUACAAGAAUAUGCGGAAAAAAAGGGAAAAGACGAUUUCAAUGAUCAGGCGUCUGGAGAUUCUCAAUCAUUGAAAACCUAUUUGGAUCAAAUAAAAACAAUGGCAGAGCGCGGAGAACCUUUGGAUGAGAUGCACGAACAGGACCGUAAAAAACUUUGGCGUCAUAGAUACCAUAUUUUACAAUCUGUGCCCGGACUGUUGGCCAAACUUUUGGAUUGUGUCGAGUGGGGUAUCCGCUGGGAAGUAGCGGAAGCCACCACACUGGUUUCCAAAUGGCCACUGCUCGGUCCACAGCAAGCGUUAGAACUUCUCGACUAUGCGUACGCCGACCAAGUAGUUCGGAGUUUCGCCGUUAAGUGUUUACAAAAAUUGAGUGACGAAGAUCUUUCUUUGUUUCUUUUACAACUCGUCCAAGCUCUGAAACACGAGUCUUAUCUGUGUUGUGAUCUAGUUGAAUUUUUGCUCACACGAGCAUUGCAAAAUCAAAAAAUCGGUCACUAUUUAUUUUGGCACCUCAGGUCGGAAAUGCAAGUGGCGUCCGUGUCUGUACGCUUUGGUCUCAUGUUGGAAGCGUACUGUCGUGGGUCUAUUGAACACAUGAAAACCCUUAUUCGCCAAAUGGAUUUUUUGGAAAAACUGAAAAAGACCACGGAGUUGGUUAGACAGCGACGUGACAAAGAGAAAGCCCGGUCGUUUUUGCAAGAAUACUUUCAAGAAGCCCAUUGCAUAGAGGCCAUGUCGACCGUACACAAUCCUUUGGAUCCUAGCUAUAAGUGUAAAAAAGUCAGAACUGAAAAGUGCCGAGUGAUGGACAGUAAAAUGAAACCGUUAUGGAUUGUGUUUGAGAACGAUGAUGCCCAUGGCGAUGAUAUCUAUGUAAUAUUUAAGAACGGUGACGACUUAAGACAAGACAUGCUUGCUUUACAAAUGAUACGUAUCAUGGACAAAUUGUGGAAAAACGAAGGAUUAGACCUUAGAAUGAAUCCAUACCAGUGUAUUUCCACUGAUAAUCGUGUUGGUAUGAUCGAAGUAGUAUUAAAUGCAGAAACCAUCGCCAACAUUCAAAAAGAAAAAGGAAUGUUUUCUGCUACGUCAGCGUUUAAAAAAGGAUCGCUAUUGGCCUGGUUAAAAGACUAUAAUCAAACCGAACAGUCAUUACAAAAGGCGAUCGAAGAGUUUACAUUUUCGUGUGCUGGUUAUUGUGUAGCAACUUAUGUACUAGGAGUUGCCGAUAGACAUUCCGACAACAUCAUGGUCAAGAGAACCGGACAAUUGUUUCACAUAGACUUUGGCCAUAUACUCGGUCAUUUUAAGGAAAAAUUUGGUUUUCGUCGGGAACGCGUACCGUUUGUGUUAACCCACGAUUUUGUGCACGUCAUCAACAAAGGCCAGACUCGGAAGGAAGCAAACGAGUUCCAGAUGUUUCAAAAUUAUUGCGAAAAAGCAUUUCUGAUAUUACGACGCCAUGGUUCACUUAUUUUAUCUCUCUUUGCUAUGAUGAUAUCGACCGGUCUGCCCGAACUGGGUUCUGAAAAAGACCUCAAUUAUUUGCGUGAAACGCUUGUACUAGAUUUGUCGGAACACGAUGCCAAAUUACAUUUUCGGUCAAAAUUUGAAGAAGCGCUCGGAAAUUCGUGGAAAACUUCACUUAAUUGGGCAUCACACAAUUUAGCUAAAAACAACAAACAAUGACAAAAGUUUUUGAUCGGCUUAGAGCUGGCGAUAUUGCCUUAAUUUUUUUGCUCUAGCUAUUGAUGGUUUCCUAAAUAAUACUAGACAAAUUAUAAAUAUUUAUUUGAAAUAAAAAAAAUAAUAUUACCUAAUAAUAAUAUUGAACAUGUUUAGAAAAAAGCAAAAAAUCAAUAAAAUUAUUGUUUUUUUUUGAAACUUAUGAAAAUUAUUUUAAACAAUACCUUUAUAUAAUG
Molecule: messenger RNA, 3698 nt
Organism: Adelges cooleyi (spruce gall adelgid)
Lineage: Eukaryota; Metazoa; Arthropoda; Insecta; Hemiptera; Adelgidae
Gene: Pi3K92E
Product: phosphatidylinositol 4,5-bisphosphate 3-kinase catalytic subunit delta isoform
Exons: 16
Coding region: 262-3465 (1067 amino acids)
Biological process (GO): cell migration; phosphatidylinositol-3-phosphate biosynthetic process; phosphatidylinositol 3-kinase/protein kinase B signal transduction
Cellular component (GO): phosphatidylinositol 3-kinase complex; cytoplasm; plasma membrane
Molecular function (GO): 1-phosphatidylinositol-3-kinase activity; 1-phosphatidylinositol-4-phosphate 3-kinase activity
Source: RefSeq, a predicted model, not a curated record